Oncorhynchus masou masou (cherry salmon) is the source of this 1130-nucleotide messenger RNA. Its product is annotated as kinase D-interacting substrate of 220 kDa B-like. The annotation marks the transcript as partial. The transcript is spliced from 9 exons. The record is from RefSeq and is a predicted model, not a curated record. Gene Ontology annotation, molecular function: PDZ domain binding; protein kinase regulator activity. Lineage: Eukaryota; Metazoa; Chordata; Actinopteri; Salmoniformes; Salmonidae.
AUGGAGCGCCCUCAUGUGGGCUGCCUAUAAGGGUCGUGUGGAGGUGGCCCAGCUGCUGCUGGAGAAAGGAGCUAGCCCCAACAUCACUGGCCAGUACAGUGUGUUCCCUGUCAUCUGGGCAGCCGGACGAGGCCAUGCUGAGAUCGUCCAUCUCCUCAUUAAGCAUGGCGCUAAAGUCAACUGCUCUGACAAGUAUGGCACUACCCCGUUGAUCUGGGCAGCCAGGAAGGGCCACUUUGACAGUGUGAUGCACCUGCUGGUCAAUGGGGCUGAUGUGGACCAGGAGGGAGCGAAUUCCAUGACAGCUCUAAUCGUGGCGGUGCGGGGUGGUUUCAAUGAGGUGGUGAAGGAGCUUCUGAAGAGGAACCCCAAUGUCAACAUGACAGACAAGGACGGCAACACAGCCCUGAUGAUCGCUGCCAAGGAGGGCUAUACUGAGAUAGUACAGGACCUGCUGGAUGCUGGCACCUACGUCAACAUACCAGACAGGAGUGGGGAGACGGUGCUGAUUGGAGCAGUGCGAGGAGGACAUGUGGAGAUCGUCAGAGCCCUUCUGAACAAAUAUGCCGACAUUGACGUUAGGGGACAGGACAGUAAGACUGCUCUCUACUGGGCGGUAGAGAAAGGGAACUGCACCAUGGUGAGAGACAUCCUUCAGUGCAACCCGGACACUGAGAGCUGCACCAAGGAUUCAGAGACCCCUCUGAUCAAAGCCACCAAGAUGAGGAACAUUGAGAUAGUAGAGCUGCUCCUGUACAGAGGGGCCAAGGUGGCUGCUGUGGACAAGAAAGGAGACACAGCCCUUCACAUUGCCAUCAGAGGGCGGAGCCGCAAGCUGGCUGAGCUCCUCCUGAGGAACCCUAAAGAUGGCCGCCUGCUCUACCGCCCCAACAAGGCCGGCGAGACGCCUUACAACAUUGACUGCACCCACCAGAAAAGCAUCCUCACCCAGAUAUUUGGAGCCAAGCACCUGUCUCCUUCUGAGUCUGACGGUGACAUGCUGGGGUAUGAUCUGUACAGCAGUGCCCUAGCAGACAUCCUCAGUGAGCCCACCAUGCAGCCUCCUAUCUGUGUGGGCCUGUACGCCCAGUGGGGCAGCGGCAAGUCCUUCCUGCUCAAGAAACUGGAGG